GACGCCGUGCAUUUUACGUACACUAAUUAUUUCCUCCCAGACACACAAGGUUUUGCUUCAUGAUUCGACUUAUGAUAUAUAGCUUUUGUACAUUUGGAUGUUUCGCUGUCCGCAAUCCAUAUGAUGCACUAAAUGGUUGGCCUAAAAUACACCCACCCCCAAAUUUUAAACCAAACCCACCCCAAGGAGAUUUGCCACCUUAUCACACUCCAUCCCUACAGUCGCCCAUCAACAUCCGCUUCAUCAAAGCCGCCACGGUCAACCUGCCACCCCUUGAGUUUGAGGACAUGCUAAACGAUGGUGUGCGAGUCAUUAUGAGAAAUACUGGGACAACGGUGCAAUUCGAAAUAGCGAACGAAAGUGUGAUGGUACCGCGAUUGGUUGGCGGCCCAUUAACUUACCAUGGAGAGUAUGAAUUUUCCAAUCUCCAUGUACAUUGGGGAACUGAAGAUUACCUUGGCGGCGAACACGAACUAAACGGCAGAAGAUUUGCAAUCGAAGGUCACUGUGUACAUUUCAAAAAGGAAUAUCAAACAAUAGAAGAAGCAGAAAAGCACUCAGAUGGCUUGGCAGUAGUAGCAUUUUUUGGCAAAGCUGGAGACGUUGAUAACCCCAAGAUCGAACGGUUGGUCGAGCUACUGCCCAGCAUCAGGUACCCCAACUCCUCGGUGACCCUGGCGGCCAGAGACAGUCUGGACUGGUUUGAUGAACUGGCGGAACCCUUCAACUACUUCACAUACCCCGGUUCUCUCACCACGCCACCCUACACCGAGAAUGUUUUCUGGAUCGUCUACCCUCGGCCUAUGUCCGUAUCAUCCAGACAGGUUGAAGCUUUCAGGAACCUGCUUUCAAACGAUCUCAUGGUCAACAGAGAAAACAUCAGACCAGUGCAGCCUUUCAACUCAAGACCCCUGAUAUACUCCGUUCCAAAGUUGCAGUAGCACAUCACGUUCUAAUAUUAUACUAAUAUUUUACUAUUAUUUAUAAUAAAUUGUUAUGUUUUCUAUUGUUAACAAUA
This is a messenger RNA of Homalodisca vitripennis (glassy-winged sharpshooter), 1018 nucleotides long. Its product is annotated as carbonic anhydrase 1-like. Gene Ontology annotation, molecular function: carbonate dehydratase activity; zinc ion binding. Bases 60 to 941 code for a protein of 293 amino acids. Gene Ontology annotation, cellular component: cytoplasm. The record is from RefSeq and is a predicted model, not a curated record. Lineage: Eukaryota; Metazoa; Arthropoda; Insecta; Hemiptera; Cicadellidae. The transcript has 7 exons.